This is a messenger RNA of Anguilla rostrata (American eel), 2938 nucleotides long. RefSeq names its product guanylate cyclase activator 1d (gene guca1d). Gene Ontology annotation, molecular function: calcium ion binding; calcium sensitive guanylate cyclase activator activity. Lineage: Eukaryota; Metazoa; Chordata; Actinopteri; Anguilliformes; Anguillidae. The record is from RefSeq and is a predicted model, not a curated record. The coding region runs from base 199 to 762 and encodes 187 amino acids. The transcript has 4 exons.
CUCUUUUUACAGGCCGAAGGCAUAAGAGGUUUAGGAAGCUUUUUGCUUCUGCUCAGUCCCUCUAUCUCUGCCGGCACAGAGUCACUGCAGCCACCAAGACCAUUGCUUCAACCGCAUACAGGCAGGAUUACAGCCAUUUUGGGUCUUCUGGAAGCGGAGCAGCAGUGGCAUCGUAGGUAGUGCACCAGGGCAGCAGUUAUGGGAAACCACGGCUCCAACCUGGAUGACAUCUUAGCGGAAGACAUGCACCACUGGUACAACAAGUUCAUGAGGGAGUCUCCAUCGGGUCUGAUCACACUGUUUGAGCUCAAGGCCAUCCUGGGUCUGCAGGGAAUGUCUGAGGACGCCAACAGCUAUGUUGACCAAGUCUUCUUCACUUUCGACAUGGACGGGGAUGGUUAUAUCGACUUUGUGGAGUACAUCGCAGCCAUUAGCUUAAUGCUGAAGGGAGAAAUAAAUCAGAAACUGAAGUGGUACUUCAAGCUCUUCGACCAAGACGGAAAUGGGAAAAUCGACAAAGAAGAAUUGGAAACAAUAUUCACCGCCAUACAGGACAUUACCCGAGUACACGACACUCCUCCAGACGAGAUCGUAUCCCUCAUUUUCCAGAAGAUCGAUGUCAAUGGAGAAGGUGAGUUAACACUAGAGGAGUUCAUUACCGGAGCAAAGAACCACCCGGAUAUCAUGGAGAUGCUCAAGAAAAUGAUGGAUCUGACCCCAGUGCUGGUAAUCAUUGUCAAUGGCAGGCGGAAAAGUGUGUGAGAAGUUGGGGGAGGUCUGCACACUUGAAAAUGCAGGAAUCUAACUGUGUUAAUGAACUUUUUGUUUAAAAAAACCCUUCCAAAGAAAUGAAUACAUCAAGUUCGAUGAGGAAAAAUCAGCUGUGGCCCUGGCACACACCCUUCUCCACCUAAUGGAACAAUCUGUGGUGAACAGAAACAAAGGUUUCUGAGGCUGUCAACAACACCAAGAAAGAGAAACACUAACUUGGGGGCAGAAGAGGAGACCUGUUUAAAAACCCCACCCGAAUGAUGCAGGCAUCGACAGACUGUUAGUCAUCCUGUACCUAACAGCUCUCUAGAAGCUUUACCCGAACCAAUCAAUUUGGAAAGGGAAUCGCAAGAAAAUAUGCGCACAUAUGCUCACUCGACACUGUGCCGUGCGUAGUCGGGUAUAGCUGCUAGUUGUGACUUAGCUGGAGCCGUUCUCAGCUGCUUGCUGAUCCUUUAAUGCUAUAAGGGUUUCAGAAUACUGGGAAAUUAGUGACGGAGCUUACUGGGGAGGUAGUGCAACCUGGAUGCUUUUUAAGGAAAGGAUCAACCAGGAAUACUAACCAAGCUUGUCUUGCCUCACUAAGGACUGUUGGAGGUAGACAAGGUGAUGCAUGUAUAAAUGUGUAUCUAGGUGGUUAAAUGUUCUGGAUGAGGUCAAUGAAAACUCUGGGAAUUGGCAUCAUCUCCCUCUGAUGCCGCAGUUACCCCUGAAGACUGGGAUCAGACAGGAAGGCAGUAAAAUCUCAUACAAGGGAACCUGUCGCAGUUUGGCUUGUGUUCUGUUUCCACAGUAUAUCAUUUGGAGGCACAUCAAGCCUUGGUUAAUAUCAUUUGAAAUACCUUAAUUCUUAUACAGCAAUGAAAUUUUUGCAGAUUACUGGCACUUUUAAAAAAAACCAUUUUUGUCUGUUCAAAAAAAAAUUCAUAUGAUAUAUGUACGUUUGUGGUUAGUGGUAUGGUUUGUCGAGAAUUUUCAGGGAUUUCAGAUCCAUGGAGUUAAAGUAUUUCAAUAGCAUAUUUGACCGAGGUCUGGAGAAGCUUGCGUGCAUGACUCAAACCAACAGUUAUUACCUUGCGUGAAAAAGGUACACUUGUAAUUCUCUAACCUCCUAUUUACGGUGCUAAUCUGUCCUUGAUCCCAACAGGAGUCUCACACAAUGGCACAUAGCUAUUCCUGUGGAUUGACUUAUAAAUAGCCUCACUGACUUACCAAACAAAAAUGGGGCGUGCAAGCAUUUUGUCCCAAUAACAGGAACAUUACAAUCAUUUGAUAAAAGUGUACCAAACCACUUUUAAAUAUAAUUGCACUGUGCUGUCAAAGCAAAACAGGUUUGCUCAUAAUCACCUUUGCAAAAGGUCUGUAUUCAGUCGGUACGCAGUUAGAAUGACUUGUACUCUUGCAGUUUCUGUGUCAACCACACAUUGUCCCCCCAAAAAAAUAUCCUACAUGUUAUUACUAGUGUUCCUUCUUGUGCACAGAAUAAGCAAUAGUUACAAGUGGUGUUGCAUUUAAUUUCAUGACAGUUGUUACAUUUUAGGCUGAUUGAGUUAGAGACCAAGUGUUGUCUUUGAGGGCAGAGUUAAAAAUACAGCAUAGUCUGGAAUUGUUCAGGUUCAUACCCAUGUUAAUUUUGAUCAUCUGUCACUGAUCUGUGAACGAAUGGGCGAACAGCUUUUUGUGGGGGGGAAUUCAUCCUACUGCUGUUGAUUUCAAGCUUUAUGUGAAUUUGUAAAUAUGAUUUUUUUUUUAUAUUCUGAGAAUGACUGUCUCUCUUUUAAAGGCAAGAGAUACCUGUAUACCGGUAUACAUCUUUUUAAAAUUCAGAUGACCCUUGUUUUUAAAUCUAAAAAGGGCAUGACGGCAUUGUAGGGAUAAGAAAGGGCCUUGAGAAUUCAGUUAUUUUUCACUCACAUUUCACACAAUUGUGACAACUAGAAUGCUUCCGUGUAUGUCCUGCAGUUUCUGUUUUGUUGUUUUAAUGCAGACAACUAUGGGUACAAAACAAAAAGGAAAGUUUCCAUUUAGUCUAAAUGUCACACUGGAGGGUUCUCUCAUCAAGCAUCGGAAAGACAUUAUGUAAUGUAAAUAACAUUAUUUGCUUGUUUUGAUCAAUAUGCAUUUUGUUCAUAAGUGUUGCCUUAUUAAUAAAGCUUAUUAUCAUUUA